Messenger RNA from Oxyura jamaicensis (ruddy duck), 2143 nucleotides. It is a transcript of the gene ISL1, whose product is annotated as ISL LIM homeobox 1. Gene Ontology annotation, biological process: positive regulation of transcription by RNA polymerase II; neuron fate specification; axonogenesis. Bases 294 to 1343 code for a protein of 349 amino acids. Gene Ontology annotation, cellular component: nucleus. Lineage: Eukaryota; Metazoa; Chordata; Aves; Anseriformes; Anatidae. The transcript is spliced from 7 exons. The record is from RefSeq and is a predicted model, not a curated record. Gene Ontology annotation, molecular function: DNA-binding transcription factor activity, RNA polymerase II-specific; cis-regulatory region sequence-specific DNA binding.
GGAGCAGAGAAGUUUGAGUAAGAGAUAAGGGCGAGGCGAGCGCCCGAGCCGCCAGCGCCCAGUCCGGCACCGCCGCGCCGCCGCACCGCACAGCAAAGAACUGCGCCUCGCCGUACCGCGUAGUUACCGCACCGCACAGCCGGACCCCGCCGUGCAUCCGGCGCCGCGCGCCCCCUUCUCUCUCCGCAGCCCUGACAGUAUCUCCCACGUCGCGACAGCUAUUAAACCUACUUUGGGGUCUUAAAACGAAACCGUACACCAUUUCACUGUGGACAUUACACCCUCUUACAGAUAUGGGAGACAUGGGAGACCCACCAAAAAAAAAACGCCUGAUUUCCCUAUGUGUUGGUUGCGGCAAUCAAAUUCACGAUCAGUAUAUUCUGAGGGUUUCUCCGGAUUUGGAAUGGCAUGCGGCGUGUUUGAAGUGUGCAGAGUGUAAUCAGUAUUUGGACGAGACCUGUACGUGCUUUGUUAGGGAUGGCAAAACCUACUGUAAAAGAGAUUAUAUCAGGUUAUACGGCAUCAAGUGCGCCAAGUGCAGCAUCGGCUUCAGCAAGAAUGACUUCGUGAUGCGCGCCCGCGCCAAGGUGUACCACAUCGAGUGUUUCCGCUGCGUGGCCUGCAGCCGCCAGCUCAUCCCUGGCGAUGAAUUCGCGCUGCGGGAGGACGGCCUCUUCUGCCGGGCGGACCACGACGUGGUGGAGCGGGCCAGCCUGGGCGCUGGGGACCCCCUCAGCCCCUUGCACCCCGCCCGGCCGCUGCAGAUGGCAGCAGAACCUAUCUCUGCCAGACAGCCAGCUCUGCGACCCCACGUCCACAAGCAGCCCGAGAAGACCACACGAGUCCGAACUGUCCUCAACGAAAAACAGCUUCACACCUUGAGGACCUGCUAUGCUGCCAACCCCAGACCUGACGCCCUCAUGAAGGAGCAACUGGUGGAAAUGACUGGCCUCAGCCCUAGGGUCAUCAGGGUUUGGUUUCAAAACAAGCGGUGCAAGGACAAAAAGAGAAGCAUCAUGAUGAAGCAACUUCAGCAACAGCAACCCAAUGACAAAACUAAUAUCCAAGGGAUGACAGGAACUCCGAUGGUGGCUGCUAGUCCGGAGAGACAUGACGGUGGUUUACAGGCGAACCCCGUGGAGGUGCAGAGUUACCAGCCGCCCUGGAAAGUCCUGAGUGACUUCGCGUUGCAGAGUGACAUAGACCAACCUGCUUUUCAGCAGCUAGUUAAUUUCUCAGAGGGAGGACCAGGUUCCAACUCUACUGGAAGUGAAGUAGCAUCAAUGUCCUCUCAGCUCCCAGAUACACCCAACAGCAUGGUAGCCAGCCCUAUUGAGGCAUGAAGAACGUUCAUUCAGAUUUCUGUUGUUGUUGUUUCUGCCCUUGCCCUCACGUCUGUUGGAGAGAGUGGGAAAAUGAUCACAUUGGGACUCUGAAAUUUAGUGGGGAAAAGUAUUUAACAGCCCUAUAAAGGAACCACUCCAUGAAAUGAAUGGAAUCAUGUUUGAAAAGACAAGGUAAUAUGGUAGCAACACUGUGAAGACAAUCAUGGGAUCUUACUAGAAUAAAUAUUAAAACAACAAACAACAACAAACAACAACAACAACAAAAGCAAAACAACACAAAAAAGAAACAAAAAAAAAAAGAAAAAAAAGAAAAAAAAAACACUAUUCAGUGUUCUUAAGGGGAUAAAAAAGACAUUUUCAAAACGUAGAGGAUUUGUACUCAUGGAUCUCAGAGAAAAAAAAAAGAAAGUGAAAAAAAAAAAUCUUUUCCUUUGACUGCACAUCUUAGAGAGAAACCAAGGUAGAGGGACUUCCUAUUGAGUCUCUCCUAAUCCGAAUGGUGCUGUUUCUAUAUUGGUCAUUGCCUUGCCAAAAGGAGCUCCAGUAGGUUUUCCAUCAUCAGGAAUGACGAUUUAGCCCUGCAUUGUUGAAAGAUUAAUUGCAGGAAGGUGGAGCUGCAUUGGUUUGCAAUGUUGUUUUUAGUUGACUCUUAACAAGGGGUUGUUUCCUGGGUCUCUUAUAGCAUGUACUGUAGCGGAGUUUUGUUUUUUGUUUGGUUGAGAUCCAUCCUCUAUCAAGUCUGAAACGAUUAAAAAUAGGUUUUUGAAUUACUCUUUAAAAACCAAUUUAUAAAAGCA